Molecule: messenger RNA, 3693 nt
Organism: Rasamsonia emersonii CBS 393.64
Lineage: Eukaryota; Fungi; Ascomycota; Eurotiomycetes; Eurotiales; Trichocomaceae
Product: Splicing factor 3B subunit 1
Exons: 2
Coding region: 1-3693 (1230 amino acids)
Biological process (GO): spliceosomal complex assembly
Cellular component (GO): catalytic step 2 spliceosome; U2-type prespliceosome; U2 snRNP
Molecular function (GO): mRNA binding
Source: RefSeq, a predicted model, not a curated record
AUGUCUGACGCGGAGUUUGAGCAGGUGAGACGGCUGCAAGCCGAGAGGAAUGCUGCGGCAGAAGCGAAAAAAGGUUCAAAGACCUUUGAUCCGUCCAGUCAGCGAACUGACUUUUCGACCAAGGCUCCCCUGACUGAAACCUUCGACACGGAGCUUUAUGAUCGCGAUGGCGCGGACAAGUAUGCAGGUUACAACACCUCGAUCCCCGUGGACGGCGAGGAUGAGGACAUGGAGGAUGCCGAUGGCGGACACCGUCUGGUGGGACAGUACACCGCCACCAAGGAGCAGGUGAACGAAAUGGCUCAUGGUAAUGGUGUUGAGGAAGAGGAUAUUCUUCUCGGUCGUGAGAAAUCUGCCAGGAUUGCCGAUCGUGAGACUGAUUACCAGAAGCGUCGAUUCAACCGCGCUCUUUCUCCCACCAGAGCUGAUCCUUUUGCGGCCAACAAGGAUGCGAACGCCGAAACCGAUGGCCAAACCUAUCGAGACGUGAUGGCUCUUCGUGAGCUCGAGAAGGAAGAAGAGCGCGUCAAGAAAAUCAUCGCGGAGAAACAAGCUCGCGGCGAGAAUGGCGUCCCUGAGCAUCAGGCCACCCUGAAGGCUGAAGAAAGCGAUAAAGAGAAGCUCGAUGCCGAUUCAACUGCUUCCGCUUCCACUGGACGCAAGAGAAAGCAACGAUGGGAUGUGUCCUCAGAGCCUACGGAAGCCAAAGAGGAGAAUGAGGCCACUCAGGCAAAACCUAAGCGAUCCAGAUGGGACCAGACCCCAGCUCCUACUCCUCCAGAAGAACAACCAGCUCCCAAGCGUCGGUCCCGGUGGGAUCAAGCGCCCGCAGCACCAACGAUCCCCGGAGCUACGCCCGUGGGCAACCAAGGUCUAGCAACCCCGAUGCAUCCGUCACAAGCUCCGAUGGCGCCGGCGACUUUUGGAACCGAUAUUUCAGGACGAAACGCCCCCUUAUCGGACGAGGAGUUGGACCUUAUGCUUCCGUCUGAAGGCUAUAAGAUUCUUGAUCCACCUCCAGGGUACGAGCCUAUCAGGAACCCGGCGAGAAAGCUGACGACCACGCCAGCUCCGAUGCCCAGCGCGGGCGGCAUUGGCGGGUUCAUGAUGCAGGAACCCGAAAAUGCUCGCAUGCUUGGUAAACAACUGCCAACUGAGAUUCCAGGCGUGGGCGAUCUACAAUUUUUCAAGCCCGAAGAUAUGGCUUAUUUCGGAAAAUUGCUAGAUGGCGCGGAUGAAAAUACCCUGUCUGUGGAGGAGCUGAAAGAGAGGAAGAUCAUGAGAUUGCUACUGAAAGUCAAGAACGGAACUCCUCCUAUGCGAAAGACGGCCCUUCGCCAGCUCACCGACAAUGCCCGGCAGUUCGGAGCCGGGCCUCUGUUCAACCAGAUCCUUCCGCUGCUUAUGGAGAAGUCUCUGGAAGACCAGGAACGUCACUUACUUGUUAAAGUCAUCGAUCGUAUCCUCUACAAGCUGGAUGACCUCGUUCGUCCCUACACACACAAAAUUCUUGUGGUCAUUGAGCCGCUUCUUAUCGAUCAAGACUACUAUGCCCGUGUGGAAGGUCGUGAAAUUAUUUCCAAUCUGGCCAAGGCGGCUGGUCUUGCUCAUAUGAUCAGUACGAUGCGGCCGGAUAUCGACCAUGUGGAUGAAUAUGUGCGGAACACCACUGCUCGAGCAUUUGCAGUUGUGGCCUCGGCACUUGGUAUUCCGGCUCUUCUUCCCUUCCUCCGGGCCGUGUGCCGCAGUAAGAAGUCGUGGCAAGCUAGACAUACUGGUGUCAAAAUUGUGCAGCAGAUUGCUAUCCUCAUGGGGUGCGCUAUUCUGCCUCAUCUGAAGGGAUUGGUCGAUUGUAUUGCCGAUAACCUCAGCGACGAGCAGGCGAAGGUCCGAACAGUCACCGCCUUGGCCAUCGCUGCUUUGGCAGAGGCCGCGAAUCCUUACGGUAUCGAAAGCUUUGACGAGAUCCUCAAUCCUUUGUGGACUGGUGCCAGAAAGCAGCGCGGAAAGGGUCUUGCUGGAUUCUUGAAGGCUGUCGGUUACAUUAUUCCUCUGAUGGAUGAGGAGUACGCCAACUACUACACCAGUCAGAUCAUGGAGAUUCUCCUCAGAGAAUUCUCUUCACCCGAUGAGGAGAUGAAGAAGGUCGUGUUGAAAGUUGUGUCGCAGUGCGCGCAAACGAAUGGAGUAACCGCUCAGUACCUGAAGGAGAACCUCCUGCAAGACUUCUUCAAGAGCUUCUGGGUCAGGCGGAUGGCGCUCGACAAGCGGAACUACCGUCAGGUGGUCGAGACGACUGUCGAUCUCGGCCAGAAGGUGGGCGUUAGCGAGAUCCUGGAGCGGAUUGUCAACAACCUGAAAGACGAGAGCGAAGCCUACCGCAAGAUGACGGUGGAAACGGUUGAGAAGCUGAUUGCCUCACUGGGAGCGGCGGAUAUUUCUGAGAGACUGGAGGAACGUCUCAUCGAUGGUGUUCUGUACGCCUUCCAGGAGCAAAGUGUCGAGGACAUUGUCAUCCUGAACGGUUUCGGUACGGUGGUCAACGCUCUUGGUACGCGGUGCAAGCCGUACCUUCCUCAGAUUGUCAGCACGAUUCUUUGGAGAUUGAACAACAAGUCGGCGACCGUUCGUCAACAGGCGGCCGAUCUGGUGUCUCGUAUUGCGAUGGUGAUGAAGCAAUGUGGUGAAGACGCUCUGAUGGGUAAGCUGGGAGUCGUCCUGUACGAGUAUCUCGGUGAGGAAUACCCCGAGGUGCUUGGUUCCAUUCUUGGUGCGUUGCGGUCCAUUGUCACCGUGGUCGGUAUCAACCAGAUGCAGCCGCCGAUUCGAGACCUUCUUCCGCGACUUACUCCCAUUCUGCGUAACCGCCACGAGAAAGUGCAGGAAAACACCAUCGACUUGGUGGGACGUAUUGCAGACCGCGGACCGGAGUCAGUCAACGCUCGAGAGUGGAUGCGAAUCUGUUUCGAGCUGCUCGAUAUGUUGAAGGCGCACAAGAAGGGUAUUCGCCGUGCUGCCAACAACACGUUUGGCUUUAUUGCCAAGGCGAUCGGUCCGCAGGAUGUGCUUGCCACGUUACUCAACAACCUGCGUGUGCAGGAGCGUCAGUCUCGAGUGUGUACGGCCGUCGCGAUCGGUAUUGUGGCAGAGACGUGUGCACCGUUCACAGUGCUUCCGGCUCUGAUGAACGAAUACCGCGUUCCGGAGCUCAACGUCCAGAACGGUGUUCUGAAGGCGAUGUCCUUCCUUUUCGAAUAUAUCGGAGAGAUGGCCAAGGACUACGUCUAUGCGGUGACUCCUCUUCUGGAGGACGCGCUGAUCGACCGUGACCAGGUCCACCGCCAGACUGCCGCUAGCGUUGUCAAGCACAUUGCUCUGGGCGUCGUGGGUCUGGGCUGCGAAGACGCCAUGAUCCACCUGCUGAAUCUGGUCUUCCCGAACAUCUUCGAGACGAGUCCACACGUGAUCGACCGCAUCGUCGAGGCCAUCGAGGCUAUUCGGAUGGCGGUAGGAACGGGUAUCGUGAUGAACUACGUCUGGGCAGGACUUUUCCAUCCGGCGCGCAAGGUGCGGACGCCGUACUGGCGACUGUACAACGAUGCAUACGUGCAGGGCGCCGACGCGAUGGUGCCGUACUACCCGAAUCUGGAGGAGGACGGCAUCUCGCGGCCGGAGCUGGCGAUCGUGAUUUAA